AUAUCUACAUAAAUCUUCUAUGUAGUACUAAUAAUAACAAAAGCAACAAUGAUCAUACUACCUUUUUAUACAUAUUUUUUUUAUGAAAGAUAGGAAUUAUUACAAUAUUAAUAUAGUAAUCAAUGUGACAUUAGAGAUAUAGGUAAUAAAGUAAAUAUAAUCAGUUGUUUUUAUCACGUCCACUUGAAUUCUGAGUGUUAGAUUAAAACAGCAAGAGUCACAAACAAAAGCAUACUUUUAUUAUAUUUCUCAAUUAAGCGUCGUUUGUGUUGGUUGUGAUAUUUUAUAUUAUUUUUAUAAGGUAGUAAAUGUAUAUUACACUCAUAUUGCUAUUCUAUAAUAAUUUAGCCACGCUGUAAUUAUCGAACAAUUCAAGUACAAUGACAGACACUAUUAAAUCAAGUUCAAAUGAUUGCAUCAAAAUUCAUCGUAUCAAAAGUAAAAAAAGUAGUUCACUGCAAAAUUUCAUCCUACGCCAUUUACCAAUUUUAACUUGGUUGCCUAACUAUGACCGCCAAAAAGCGUUUGGGGAUGCAGUUUCUGGAAUAACGGUGGGACUAACUAUGGUUCCACAAAGUAUGGCUUACGCGAUGCUGGCUAAUUUGGCUCCUCAGGUAGGCCUUUAUUCAGGUCUAAUGGGUGGAAUUUUUUAUUUAUUUUUGGGCACUGUAAAUCAAGUUUCAAUUGGACCCACGUCACUAAUGGCUCUACUCACAUACGAAUACACUAAAAAUCUACCACCGAUUUACAUACCCUUACUGACUUUCAUUUGUGGUUUGGUCGAAAUGGCAAUGGGUUUAUUAAAAUUAGGGUUUUUAGUCAAUUUGAUAUCAGCGCCAGUAAUAUCUGGCUUUACCACAGCAACGUCAUUCAUUAUUGUACUAUCGCAAUUGAAAGGAAUAUUAGGUGUACGGUUUAAAGGCGAUACCGUUACGGACAUAAUUGAAAAGCUCAUUGAACAUUUCCAUGAACGCAGAAACGGAGACAUAUAUUUAGGGCUGGCUUCAAUAGUUUUUCUUCUAAUAAUUAGGCAAUUACAGUUCAUUGUACCAGCCAAAGGUGUAUUGAAACAAAUAUUAUGGAUUUUUUCCAUUAGUCGAAAUACGUUAAUCGUUCUGAUAACUAUGUUUAUUACAUUAUUUUAUGAAAUCAAUGGAAUAUCAGUACCAUUCUUAACUACGAAUACUGUAGAGCCGGGAUAUCCAACAUUUCAACUUCCGCCAUUUGGAUACACGUCCGGAAACACCACAGUCACGCUAACCGAAAUGUUAUAUGAAAUCCGGUCCGCCAUUAUUGUUAUACCUCUUGUGUCUAUUCUAGCCAAUGUAUCUAUUGCUAAAGCUUAUGCAAAUGGAGGCACAAUCAAUGCAACUCAAGAAAUGUUAGCGUUGGCGACAUGUAACAUUUUUGGAUCUUUUAUUAGAUCAAUGCCUGUAUGCGGUGCGUUUACACGAAGUGCCGUCAGCCAAGCAAGUGGAGUUCAAACGCCCAUGUCAGGCAUAUAUUCUACCGUGUUAAUGAACUUAGCAAUAUUAUACCUGACACCUCAUUUCCAUCUAAUACCCAGGGCUGUGCUUUCAGCAGUGCUCAUUGCUGCUGUUAUAUUUUUAGUUGAUUAUCAAAUUGUAAAACCUCUUUGGAAAACAAAUCGUAUUGAAUUAUUUGUGGCAUCUGUGACGCUAUUGACUAGUCUAUUUUUCACCGUGGAAAUUGGUUUGUUAGUUGGCGUGUGCGCUAACAUACUUCAUUUAGCAUUAUUGUGGUCACGACCGAAGCUUAUUAUUGAAAUAUCUAAGGUAUUGACUACUGAGUUCGUAUUAGUCACGCCUAAUAGUGGACUGUAUUUUCCUUCAACUGAUUAUUUGUACAAGGAAAUUAUGCGCAUUAGAAAACAUGAAGUAUAUGAGAAAAAACCUAUUGUGUUGAACUGCGUGCAUUUCAAAGGAUUAGACUAUACAGCUGCUAGAGGACUUUGUCUUAUAUCAGAGAAAAUUCGGGCAACGGGUCACAUGUUUAUUCUUCUAAAUGUUUCGGAUAAAAUGAAGUAUAUAAUUAGGAAAACUGGCUGCAAUGAUUUGGUUUAUUGUAAUUCGAUAGAAUCGGUACCCGUGGUGAUUAAUGACGACUGUUCAAAAAAAGUUCCAUUGUUCAAACCGAGUGAUAAAGACGUUAAAAUUGCGUUAGCUGAGCUUACACCUCUGUUACAAAACCAGUCGACAGAAACAACAGACGAAAAUAAUGGAACGGGAAACACUAAAUCAGUCACUAACAUAGUCUAAUAUUAUUUGGUUUAAGUAAAUAGUUUUGUUUUUGUUAAAAAUUAUUAAUAUUUCAGCCACAAUGAAAUUAUAUUCUUGAUAAAAAUUUAAUUACAAACAAAAUAUUUACUUGAAUAUAUUAUGUAAAUAAAACUGUUAUACUUGUAUAAAAUAUUUCUGUUAAUUGGAUUCAUUGUAAAUAUUUUGUACAGAAUAUUACGAUAAAUAAUUUUCAAUAUUGCA
Daktulosphaira vitifoliae (grape phylloxera) is the source of this 2501-nucleotide messenger RNA. Its product is annotated as sodium-independent sulfate anion transporter-like. Bases 381 to 2279 code for a protein of 632 amino acids. The transcript is spliced from 10 exons. The record is from RefSeq and is a predicted model, not a curated record. Gene Ontology annotation, molecular function: sulfate transmembrane transporter activity. Gene Ontology annotation, biological process: transmembrane transport. Lineage: Eukaryota; Metazoa; Arthropoda; Insecta; Hemiptera; Phylloxeridae. Gene Ontology annotation, cellular component: membrane.